This is a messenger RNA of Soboliphyme baturini, 816 nucleotides long. NCBI's taxonomy places the organism in Eukaryota, Metazoa, Nematoda, Enoplea, Dioctophymatida, Soboliphymatidae. The record is from the annotation of a GenBank genome assembly.
AUGGAACCCAUCAACGAAUCCGUGGAAUCCGUGCAGAGCAAACUGCUAUUUGCUGUAGACGGUUCCUCCCUGCCAGUCAUGGCUAACGGCCAGCAGGGGGGACAUGACAAUCGACGGCAGCCCCGCCAGGAUCCUUCAGGGACAAUGUUGUCUUCCAAGGACAGCAGUGACCUCUCAACGCCUAACGGCCGAACGGCUGCAAGCGAUCUCACUGCCAUAGGCUCAUGCCCAAUUUUUACGACGCGCCUGCUCCAGCUAGAGAAGCGACUGCAUUCCUUGGAAGACCAGUGGGGCUCUCUGUCCGCCAUCAGACCUUCAUUGCUGCGCAAAAUCGCCGAGCAGCAAUACGUGCUUGAGGCGGUUCUCAGUUGGUCCGGCAACGACACGGUCCCCGGUCGCCUUCCUAAAGCGCUCCUCAGUCGCGUGCCGCUGUGCAUGUGUCCUUCUGCUCCAGCAAGUAUUGCACUUUGCCGAAAUUUACUGUCACCCUGCGAUAACCUGGAGCCAGAAGAGGCGGCGAACGAUGGCCGACGUUGCGAUGCCAAGUGUCCGAAUGGCGUCAGACCGCAAUUAAUUCGGUUUCAUUUGCUACCAGGGGAACAAAAGCAGCGGGGCCGUCAUCCGGCCGUCCAAUUCCAGUUUGUCACCGUCAACUUUCCACAGGAAGCAGCCACUUGGGUUUCCUCAGACGUCGCCCUCCACCUCAGCUGGCAUUUGCCUUGCCCUCUUGACAUGUCUGAGGGGGACGCGAGGAUCGCGCGCUUCGCGUUUCACGUCGUUUUCCUCACCUCCUCCGUUUUCGCUGCGCCACGAUGA